Molecule: messenger RNA, 4121 nt
Organism: Medicago truncatula (barrel medic)
Lineage: Eukaryota; Viridiplantae; Streptophyta; Magnoliopsida; Fabales; Fabaceae
Product: brassinosteroid LRR receptor kinase
Exons: 1
Coding region: 200-3766 (1188 amino acids)
Biological process (GO): protein phosphorylation
Molecular function (GO): ATP binding; receptor serine/threonine kinase binding; protein kinase activity
Source: RefSeq, a predicted model, not a curated record
UUCCUUACUCAGACUUUUGACUCUCUGUAAUCAAAUCUAUCUAUCCUAUACCCUCUCUCUUUCAUCAUGUCUGAAUCAUCAUAGUUUCUUCUUCUUCUCCUUUACCUCUAAUGGCACCAUACCUCAUAUCCUAAAAACAUAAACUCAUCAUUCACCCAUCUUUCCAUUCCUUUUCUCUCUUCCUAUCACAUCCACAAAAAUGAAACCCUUGUAUAGCACAAACACUCUCUUACUCCUCCUUUCACUAUUCCUCCUCCACUUAGCACCAUACCUUUCUGCUUCAUCUUCUCAAAGAGACCCAACUUCACAACUUCUCAACUUUAAACAAUCUCUCCCAAACCCAUCUCUUCUCCAUAACUGGCUCCCAAAUAAUAACCCAUGUUCAUUCACUGGUAUCACCUGCAACCAAACCACCAUAACUUCUAUAGACCUCACCUCAAUCCCUCUCAACACCAACCUCACCACCAUCACAACCUAUCUCCUCACCCUCCCUCACCUCCAAAUCCUCACCCUCAAAUCCACUAACAUCACAUCCUCACCACCCAUUCCUCUCACCCACACCAAGUGCACCACCACCCUCACCACACUAGAUCUAUCACUAAACACACUCUCUUCAUCUUUCUCAGACCUCUCCUUCCUCUCCACAUGCUUAAGCCUCAAGUCCCUCAACCUCUCCAACAACGACCUCCAAUUCGAUUCUCCUAAAUGGGGUCUUGCUUCAUCUCUUAAAUCUCUCGACCUCUCUGAAAACAAAAUCAACGGUCCAAAUUUCUUCCACUGGAUCCUCAACCAUGAUUUAGAGCUUUUAUCUCUCAGAGGUAACAAAAUCACCGGUGAAAUCGACUUCUCCGGCUACAACAAUCUCCGUCACUUAGACAUAUCUUCCAACAAUUUCUCUGUUUCAAUUCCAUCCUUUGGUGAAUGUUCAUCUCUACAGUACCUCGAUAUUUCAGCAAACAAGUACUUCGGUGACAUUUCAAGAACACUAUCACCUUGUAAGAAUCUUCUUCAUCUCAACGUUUCUGGUAACCAGUUCACCGGUCCGGUACCUGAACUUCCCUCCGGUUCGUUGAAGUUUCUUUAUCUUGCUGCAAAUCACUUCUUCGGAAAAAUACCGGCGCGUUUAGCUGAGCUUUGUUCGACUCUCGUGGAGCUUGAUCUUUCAUCUAAUAAUCUCACCGGUGAUAUCCCACGCGAGUUUGGCGCGUGUACUUCGUUGACAUCGUUUGAUAUUUCGAGCAACACCUUCGCCGGUGAACUUCAGGUGGAGGUUUUAUCGGAGAUGAGUAGUUUGAAAGAGCUUUCGGUGGCGUUUAACGACUUUGUGGGCCCAGUUCCCGUGUCACUGUCGAAGAUAACGGGUUUGGAAUUGUUAGAUCUGAGUUCGAAUAACUUCACCGGAACGAUUCCGAAGUGGCUUUGUGAAGAAGAGUUUGGGAAUAAUUUGAAGGAACUUUACCUGCAAAAUAACGGUUUCACGGGUUUUAUUCCACCAACGCUAAGUAACUGUUCAAAUCUCGUUGCUCUUGAUUUGAGUUUCAAUUAUCUAACUGGAACCAUUCCUCCAAGUCUGGGUUCUCUUUCGAAGCUUCGUGAUUUAAUCAUGUGGUUGAAUCAGCUUCAUGGGGAAAUUCCUCAAGAGCUUGGAAAUAUGGAGAGUUUAGAGAAUUUGAUUCUUGAUUUCAAUGAGUUGAGUGGAGGUAUUCCAUCUGGGUUGGUGAAUUGCAGUAAGUUGAAUUGGAUCUCGUUGUCGAAUAACAGGCUUGGUGGUGAGAUUCCGGCAUGGAUUGGGAAGCUUUCGAAUUUGGCUAUUUUGAAGCUGAGUAAUAAUUCUUUCUCCGGUAGGGUUCCACCGGAGUUAGGAGAUUGCCCUAGCUUGUUAUGGUUGGAUCUGAAUACAAAUUUACUCACAGGAACAAUACCACCGGAGUUGUUCAAGCAGUCGGGGAAAGUCACGGUGAAUUUCAUUAACGGGAAGACGUAUGUUUACAUUAAGAAUGAUGGAAGUAGAGAGUGUCAUGGAGCUGGGAACUUGCUGGAGUUUGCAGGGAUUAGUCAGAAAAAAUUGAACAGAAUUUCAACGAAGAACCCUUGCAAUUUCACUAGGGUUUAUGGAGGUAAGCUUCAGCCAACGUUUACCACUAAUGGUUCAAUGAUCUUUUUGGAUAUUUCACACAACAUGUUGUCUGGUACUAUUCCUAAGGAAAUUGGUGAAAUGCACUAUCUCUAUAUUUUGCAUUUGAGUUAUAAUAACUUGUCUGGUAGCAUUCCUCAAGAGCUUGGUACGAUGAAGAAUCUCAACAUUCUUGAUCUUUCAUACAAUAUGCUACAAGGUCAAAUUCCACAAGCCUUGGCAGGGCUUUCCCUGCUCACUGAGAUUGACUUGUCCAACAAUUUUCUCUACGGGUUAAUUCCGGAAUCCGGUCAAUUUGACACUUUUCCGCCUGUUAAGUUUCUGAACAAUUCUGGUCUCUGCGGGGUUCCUCUUCCUCCGUGUGGGAAAGACACCGGUGCUAAUGCUGCACAACACCAGAAGUCUCAUAGGAGACAGGCAUCCCUUGUAGGGAGUGUGGCAAUGGGAUUGCUUUUCUCACUUUUCUGCGUUUUCGGUUUGAUCAUUAUUGCUAUUGAGACAAGAAAGAGGAGAAAGAAAAAGGAGGCUGCCAUUGAUGGCUACAUUGACAAUUCUCAUUCUGGUAAUGCCAAUAAUUCUGGCUGGAAGCUGACCAGUGCCCGCGAAGCUCUCAGCAUAAACCUUGCAACGUUUGAAAAGCCCCUCCGAAAGCUCACUUUCGCGGAUCUUCUAGAGGCAACCAAUGGCUUUCACAACGAUAGUCUCAUUGGUUCCGGUGGUUUCGGUGAUGUGUAUAAAGCUCAGCUGAAAGAUGGAAGUGUUGUGGCCAUCAAGAAACUAAUACAUGUAAGUGGACAAGGGGACAGGGAAUUCACAGCAGAGAUGGAAACCAUUGGCAAAAUCAAGCACAGAAACCUUGUUCCUCUUCUGGGAUACUGCAAGGUUGGAGAGGAAAGAUUGUUGGUCUAUGAGUACAUGAAAUAUGGAAGUCUAGAAGAUGUCCUGCAUGACCCAAAGAAAGCUGGGCUCAAGAUGAAUUGGUCAGUGAGGAGGAAGAUUGCAAUUGGAGCUGCAAGAGGAUUGGCUUUUCUUCACCAUAGUUGUAUCCCACACAUCAUUCAUAGAGACAUGAAAUCAAGCAAUGUGUUGCUUGAUGAAAAUUUGGAAGCAAGGGUCUCUGAUUUUGGAAUGGCUAGGAUGAUGAGUGCUAUGGAUACUCAUUUAAGUGUAAGCACUUUGGCAGGCACACCGGGUUAUGUUCCCCCAGAAUACUAUCAGAGCUUUAGAUGCUCCACUAAAGGUGAUGUUUAUAGUUAUGGAGUAGUUUUGUUGGAGUUGCUGACGGGGAGAAGACCGACGGACUCGGCUGAUUUUGGCGAUAACAAUCUUGUUGGAUGGGUUAAACAACAUGCCAAACUUAAAAUAAGUGAUGUUUUUGAUCCAGAGCUAAUGAAAGAAGACCCCAAUAUGGAGAUUGAGCUUUUGCAACAUUUAAAGGUAGCCUGUGCUUGUUUGGAUGAUAGACCUUGGCGGCGACCUACAAUGAUUCAAGUCAUGGCAAUGUUCAAGGAAAUACAAGCAGGUUCUGGGAUGGAUUCUCAAAGUACUAUAGCCACUGAAGAUGAAGGUUUCAACGCCGUUGAGAUGGUUGAAAUGAGCAUUAAAGAAGUCCCUGAAUUAACCAAGCAUUAGGGUGGCAAGAAAUUCCAGAAAAUUCUUCAAAAGAGAAAGACAAGAAAGGAGGAAGAAGGUGAUGCUUUUCAGCUUCCCAAAAGUUUUUUCUUUCUUCUUUGCCGCUUCUAAAAUAUUAUUUCAGAUAUUAUAAGAGGGAACGGUUUGAGGGGAUUUCCUUGCCUGGGUCUUUGAUCAAUGAUCAUGUAUGUAAUCUUGUUAUUUUUAUACAUAAAAGUUGUUUAACUUGUAUAUAAACAGCUUCAGUUGUUGUUGCCAAAAAACAGCUUCAGUUGUUACCUUCCAUUGUUUGUUAGAAUUUUUUAAAGUACUUUUCAAUAUCAUUCAGUUAUCAUCCUGAAAAGGUUCUACUGAA